ACAGAGGAGGGGGAGGUGUCCGAGGAGGAGGAGGAUGAUGAUGACUCCAAGAGUCAAGAUAAGAUUGGGGGAGCAUUUGGUGGGCAGCGGACCACCACGGCAACGGUGGUGGCAGUGGGGGCUGCUGGGGGUUCAGGUGUCUCCUCUGACAUUCAGGAUCUAAGUGCUUCCAGUGGUCAAACAGCAGGGGGAAGAACACAUGAAGGAACAGCCGGAAGCUCAGCAGGUUCUGCAGCAGCUGAGAUCUCUGAUGUUUCCACAGCUUUGAUCCAUUCUGCAGGAGACAAGCAUUCCUCUGCUUUAUCUCACACAGAAACAAAUGGUUCUGCAGGAGCUGGCUCAGAGACCAACAGUAAUGGACAGAAGCUCCUGAAUGGAGGAGGAGGGGGUGGAGUUGGCAGUCAGACAGAUGCUGUGGGAUUCUUUCAGGGUGACGUUUCUCACCUGGGUCUUACAGGAUCCAUAGAGCCAUCUAGCCAUGACUUCCUGCUUGGCAUGAUGGGUGGUGAUGCUUUCGGUCCAGAUGGUCACGUUAACAUCCCAGGUAACAUGACAGCACCCUCUCACCUGGAGCCUUCAGGUGUGACAGCAACUCCACAUGCAGAUCAGAACAGUCUGAACUCACUUGCAGAUCUUGUUCAUCAUUCUGAUACCACCGUUGAUCAGCCAGGACCAGAUCAAACUUUCCUGAGUUCAGGACCUGACCAAUCAUUACCCAGCUCUGUCUCUGGCUCCUCCCACUCUGCAGGGGCAGUGUCUUCAUCCUCAACGCACAUUGAAGCUCUCAGAGACCAGAAAGAUGCAGCUGAUUCAGCUGAUACUGAUGGAAACGGUCGACAGACCCUGUUGACAGACACAAAUGGAGCAGAGACAGAAAAACUGGUUUCCUUCAGCGAUCUUUAUACUGAUCUCACAGGUGGUGCAGAGUCAGUAACCAGGAUUAACGUCAAUCUCACAGCUUCAGGUCUUGGAUUCGGGCAUGAUGUCACAGAGUCUCCAUCCAUUAUGAUCCAAACUGCGUCUGUCGAUGUCACACAGACACAUAACCCAGUUUCAGGCAUUCACCCUCACACAGAUCUGGUUACCAUGACAGCAGACUUCUCUGGGACAGAUACAGUUGCAACAGAUCAUACAGGAAGGCUUCUCGACUCUAGUCCUCCAGCUGUGACAGAUCACACACAGAUGGCUGGUUCAGUUACUGAACAGUACAACCCAUCUGGUCAGGGUCCUGAAGGUACAGAAAAUGUGGAACUGGAGGAUACCUGCUGACUUCCACAUCAAACCGCGAGUUCGCUUCCUGCGUUACCGUUUCCAGUGUACCGACCAAUCAGCACGGCCAAUGAAAUUUGACCCCUCCCACUAGCUGUAGGCCCCUCCAGUGAAUGGCAGCAGGUGUUUUUUUGUUUGUUUGUUUUUUUAAUAUUUAAAAAUGUCGGUUUAUAGACAUUUAUUUUGUCUUAGAGAAUCAUGGAGGGAAAGUAAAGAAAAUUAGUCUCAACAGUGUGCUGAUUCAGAUUUGAUCUGAUGACAAAAAGGAAGUGACAUGUUCAUUGUAAAACAUGGUUUA
Maylandia zebra (zebra mbuna) is the source of this 1567-nucleotide messenger RNA. RefSeq lists its product as uncharacterized. The record is from RefSeq and is a predicted model, not a curated record. NCBI's taxonomy places the organism in Eukaryota, Metazoa, Chordata, Actinopteri, Cichliformes, Cichlidae.